This is a messenger RNA of Coccomyxa subellipsoidea C-169, 819 nucleotides long. RefSeq lists its product as hypothetical. The record is from RefSeq and is a predicted model, not a curated record. NCBI's taxonomy places the organism in Eukaryota, Viridiplantae, Chlorophyta, Trebouxiophyceae, Coccomyxaceae. The coding region runs from base 1 to 819 and encodes 272 amino acids. The transcript is spliced from 8 exons.
AUGGUGGCAUCAGCAAGGUUCCAUUCUGGGUUUCGGCUGCUCAAAGGAGCGGCGCUCUUCUGCGCCGUGCUCAUGGCUGCAACCGCCCAAGCCGAGCAAGUGAUAAACACGGCUGCAGGUGGCUCAUCGGUCGACACAAUCAGCCUGCUGACUAGCAGCCAGAUGGAGGCGAUCCAGGACUCCAGAAUUGGAGCCCUGGAAACGAAUGUCACAAGUAUUCAGCUCAAGCUGACCGGCCUGCAGGCAGUCGUCAACCAAUUGGUUCUUCUGGUGACCAAUGGCACCGGCGCCUUCAGUGCAGGGUCGAAAGCAGGUCCGACUGGCCCUGCAGGGCCCCCAGGCACCCCAGGUCUUGGUGGCGCUACUGGAGCACCUGGGCUCUUUGUGACAGGUCCCCCCGGCCCCGCCGGUCCCCCCGGCCCACCAGCGGAGUAUUGCAGCAAUCCAAGCAAUGCCGACGGCGCAUUGUUCAACCUGACUCGCUUUCCAACCGACCUCUCGGUGCUAUUCAACGAUACCACGCUGGACACGCUCUGCUACGUGUCAACGACCAACAGUGCGAGCGUCUUUGGCAGCUACUUUGCGCCUCCUACCAGCAACCCCGAUAGAUCAUGCUGCAAGUGCAACGCGCCGGCUGAGCGGGAUGAUGCACCGAAUGCAUGCACCCCGCUCAACCCCUACUGCUUCAAGCAGGGUCUCAACGGGGGCAUGUGCUACUCGGGCACGUCUCGCCCAGUCGCAGGCGAUCUGAUUGGAACUCUGUACCAGUACCCGGGCGACAAAACCAAGAACCAGAUGAUCUGCGGCUGCAUGAAUUGA